Messenger RNA from Ustilago hordei, 4992 nucleotides. RefSeq lists its product as uncharacterized. The coding region runs from base 1 to 4992 and encodes 1663 amino acids. Gene Ontology annotation, biological process: inositol phosphate biosynthetic process; phosphatidylinositol phosphate biosynthetic process. NCBI's taxonomy places the organism in Eukaryota, Fungi, Basidiomycota, Ustilaginomycetes, Ustilaginales, Ustilaginaceae. The record is from RefSeq and is a predicted model, not a curated record. Gene Ontology annotation, cellular component: nucleus; cytoplasm. The transcript has a single exon. Gene Ontology annotation, molecular function: inositol hexakisphosphate kinase activity.
AUGUCCGACCAAUAUAACCCAGAGAUGGGGUUCGCAGCGCCUGCUCCUCUCGGUCAUGCCUCACCUCGCACCUCACGUUCAGGCUCAAUGGGCACACGGCGGGCUUCCAAUGACCAGGUCGCUUCAAUACCUUCAUCCUCCAAGAGCAACAAUGCUGGUUCCUCGUCCGGCUCAGCCCCACUCUCCCCUUCGGUACAAGCUCAGCUUGGCGCAGCGUCCCUUCACGUCUCGCUGCCACCCAACUUUCCGCAGCCGGUCCAGACUUCCUUCUCACCUCCAGCGAGCAGGCAUGUUUCCAACACCACAGUUGUCAACCCAUUCACCAGCCCUUCCAUAUCACAGUUACUUUCGCCUCCGCUUCCACCAGAAGCUAGCAGCAAUAUUAGUCCCAACGUGCCAAGUAGCAGCAGAUCCGCAGCCAGUGCAAUUACGAACGCCAAUCCCUUUUCCUCCUCGCCGACCUCAUCACCAAAGUCGGCAGCCAGAGCGCUCUCCUCCGAACACUCACCCACCAAACCGACCAGCUCACGAUCUCCGAGACCGUCGACAGCGUUAUCUUCAGCAGCUCCGUUCAACCCCAAUGCUCCCUUUUCUCCGCCAGAGACCUAUACCUACGGACGUGGACCCAUCAAGCGUGACAGUCCCGGCACCAAAAGCGCACGCAGCACGCCAGGUCGCUCGUUGAACAUGCAAACCGACCAUGUUUUGCGACGCGAAUUUGCUGAUGCCUCGCGGAACGACUUCGAGCUCAGCCUUCCGCCAGCCAUGUUGAGCUCUGGGCGAAAGGCCAGUGUCAGUCUUCACCUCUUCAAGGAGACUUCCUCCAACAAGCCUUCUCAUGCUGCCCUUGCUAGCAGUCGAGAGCGCCCUGUUGUAGAAGAUGAUGACGGCUACGAGCCUGCGCUUCGAUCUCGGCAUGAUCCACACGAGCUCUUGACCAGCCGCAAGCCUGUUCGAUCCAGUACCAUGCUUCCUGCAGCCCUGCAGCGCAAUGCACCAUCUGGCUCCUCAGCCAACUGGCAACCCAAAAGCACCUCGCAUCUACCCCAUGCGCAGCAACAGUCUUCAACACUACUUACCGUUGGCGAUGAUGGCUCGGCGAUUUUUCGUCCGGCAACGCCCUCCUUACUGCUAGCACAGGGCGAUGACUCCACCAACAACUACUUCUCGCAGGCGGACGUUGAGACCGUCUCCACAGCUAGCGCACCCGUCCGUGCUGCAGAGCUGUCAACCAUGCCAACGCCUGGCCGCCCGCCUCGUCGCUCACAGACUCUCGCUUCACUCGGCAACAUAGCUGCCGACUACGACGCGUCACGCAAGCUGCUCGACCCUUCAUCAUUGGAACCACUCGAUGCGCGACCCAUACCCAUCUCUCGUCCGCGUCUCUCUCCCAAACAUACAGCUACGCCAGCAAGGGGCCCUCUCAGCCCAGCUAAAGUCACCGUCAGUCGCAAGGAAGUACCCUCCAUCAAUGCUCCCAGCCACGACGGUCCCGACAUUCCCGUCGAGUCUGUGUCGGUGCCCUCCAACUUGCAGCGACAUUCUUCCGUGCCAGAGACAGAGUGGGCAGGAGCUGCAUGGCCAGCAAAGCUUGCAAUGGCACGUAGACGCAGUCUGAACGAGAUGACGCACAGCUCUUCCGACUAUGAAGAGGUUGGCAAUGACAAGAUGGACGACUCGUUCGACAGGCACGAGGAUGACGACCUGUUCGACGAAGAGGUGACCGAUGUCAUUGUCGACUUCACCAGCUCAGACGAUGAUGGUGGGCACGGGUUCAACCACGAUCUUGCGGACGAAGACGAUCUUCAGAUGAGUGGCUCUGAAUGGGAAGCCGGCAAAGCCCCGGCGACUUCUACCAAAGCCAAGGUUGCGGCAGGUCAUCAUGCUAAUGCUGUAUCCCGGCACGCUCGGCCGUCACAGCGUUCUCGGAGGACGUCGUCAACGGAGCCAUCUGCUGUCGUCCAGCUGCAGCCCUAUCACAAUCAGGUCGGUGGCCACAACUCGAUCUUCCAAUUCUCAAAGCGUGCUGUUUGCAAACCGCUCGUUGGCAGGGAGAACGAAUUCUACGAGGCGGUAGAAAGGGAACACCCGGUCUUGCUAUGUUUCAUCCCGCAAUACCUGGGCGUUCUCAACGUCACCUACCGACACGUCGAACAGGACCAACAGGACAACAUCUCGCAGCCCCCAUCAGCCGUCAACGAGAACCAGGACGCCAAUCGCGCGUCGCAGUCAGAAUCUGUACUCAAUCUUGCUGGACCAGCCAGCGCGGACAAUGCCUGCUCUCGCAUUGCCGAAUGCAUCACUGGUGUAGAAGAACGCAGACCACGGGAGAGAAGCCAGUCGCGUGGCGGGCGAGUCCGACGCAAGGUAUUCGAAGGACAGGAGGAUUGGGGAAAAGAGAUCCCAGAAGUCUCGCUUGACCUCAACCGACACAUUGUUCCUGAAUGGAUGCUACGGCGGUGCAAGCUUGCGCCUAAGGCAGUCGAGCAAGCCGAGGCGGUGCGAGAUCGCAGCAGAAGCCGAUCACAAAGUCGCGAGUCCGGCUCCAGACAACCACGCCACACCGCCUCUUCGCUCGAGCGAGUCAAAGCCACCUUCCACACGCCAGACGCACAGCUGCGCCGAGGCACCAGUCCAAGUCGUGAUGGUUUCUACCCUCUAGCUUCCUACGAAAAGGCGGCGAGAUUCUUGCCCGAUCGACCUACUUCUGCAUCCAACACUGCGGACAAGGAUUUGAGCUCAAGCCCACUUACUCCAGCCAUCUCACCAGACGCCUCGCCGAGAUCGACUCGCUCGAUGAGCCAUGGCGCCGACUGGGGCGGACGCGCCCGAGAACAUGACUCUGGUAGACUGCACUCGUCAAGCUUUGGUCAUUCAAGUUCGACCCUAGGUCCUCUUGCCCGAUCUCGAAGCCCCGCCACGAGCGCUCUCAGCAUGACAAGCCGAACACCUUCGCAGAUCUCCCAGAGAUCGCAGCCAGUCAGCACCAACAACGCCGCACACAACGCUCAGAUCUUGAAUGGCAUCCACGGACGCGGCAUCACCACUGUCAAUCGUAGAUUACAGGAACAAGUGUUGCGUGAAGUGUUCAGCAGCCCUAUGCUCAAAGAUGGACUUGAGCCUCGUUACGGCUCGAGUGCCAAACGUAAUGCUCGCAAGAACCGACGAAGACUGGCAAAGGCAUGGGAAGAGAGCGAAGAGGGCGAGCGACUUCGCAUCACGCGCAACCUCGGUUCUACUCCUGGCUCUAGGGACACUUUGUCUGCAGCGGUAGCGAUGAGAGGCGAUCUACGCACACCUGAUCCUAUCAGCAGCGGCAGUGUGAGCGUUGCUAGCGAAUUUGCACCGACUGCAUCGUCUUCGCCGAUUCACUACCGAGGUCAAGCACGCCACCCAUCGACUCCUCCUAGGACUCCGCCAUUCGGUCCAACUAAUAUGACGGCUUCCUCGUCGACAUCCCUAAAGCUGCCUCCGACUGCUGAGAAUGGGUCUCCAGGCGCUGCAUUGUCUGAAGCAGCUCAAACAGAUGCCCUGACGCAACAUCGACGACGUGUGCUCAGCGACGUCUCGCUGGCCCUCAAGACCAAGGCACCAGGCUCGACAGCGGCAUCUCGCAGCAACCUCGCGUACCAGACUGUGAUUGAGCCACCCCUUACCCAGCCAGUCCCGGAGACCGAGACGGCGACAACAUCUUCCGAUCCGACAGCCGAGAUCCGUGAAGAGAUGGAGACACUGGCCCUCACUGAAGAGCCAGAAGAGACGGGAACCGCACCUGUAAUUAGCGAGCCAGUCCUGGAGGGAGACAAGAGCGUUUCCGUGCCUACAGCUCCAGUCUCUGCUGCCAUCGCGGAUGCAGAAAAGGCUGAGGCCCGUGUUUCCUCUGACGGCACGUGUCGCCAAGAACAGUUCCUGCUCAUGGAGGAUCUCACCGGACGACUCAAAUCGCCUUGUGUUCUCGAUCUCAAGAUGGGAACGCGUCAGUACGGUCUCGAUGCAACGGAUGCCAAGAAGAAGAGCCAAACAAAGAAGUGCGACAAGACUACUUCGCGCAGUCACGGUGUGCGUAUCUGCGGCAUGCAAGUGUACGACUGCGUUCACGACUCGUUCAUCUUCCAAGACAAGUACUACGGGCGUAAGGUUUUGCCUGCCGAAUUUCCCUCCGCUCUCGCCCGAUUCUUCUACGAUGGCAGCAAGAUCCUUAUGUAUCACGUCCCGUUAAUCUUGCAAAAGAUUUACCAUCUAGCAAGGAUCGUAUGGGGCCUUCGCGGGUAUCGAUUCUACGCGAGCAGUCUGCUAUUCAUCUACGACGGCGAUUGCGAGACGCAGAGGAAGUUGGAGGAGGAAUUCGACAAAAGGUGCGAACAAGGGGUUGGUGGCACAGUGGCCCCGAGUCAGAUGAUCUUGGAUGCCGGUGUGUUGCCUCCCUCCGCGUCGAGCUCUCUGACCAAGGCUGAAGAGAGCGGCAACGGCAAGUGGAACGAUGUGGCUGAUCUGGUGGAAGGUGGAGCGAGCAGCUACAGUAUCGGUUCGAGUCCGCUGCUUGGCCCUGUCGGAACUGGGACUGCAACCGAACCUGCACUACGACGACGCAGGAGGAGAGGAGAGAUCAAUAUCAGGAUCAUCGAUUUUGCUCACUGCACCACCGGUAACGAUUACUACUUCCCUCCCGCCGAUGGAAGGGAGGAGGACGAGCAAGAUUCUGGUCGCAAUCCGAGGUUAUCUCUGGCUAGAUUCCCUCCGAAGCUUACGGACGGGCCGGAUAGCGGUUACCUCUUCGGUCUCAAGAACUUGGCAGCGAGCUUCGAGGAGAUUUGGGAGACAGAACGUGACAGACGGCGUAAGCUGCGAGCGGAAUUUGGCAGCGAUGUCAAGACAGACGAGAAAGGCUCCUUCAUCGGCGACUUGGGCGAUCUUCAAGUGCCAGGCAGGGAAGUGUUUGACGAGAUCUUUGGAGACGGUCCAGAUGGAUUGGAUGGAUAUGUUUCCACCUGA